Messenger RNA from Agrilus planipennis (emerald ash borer), 999 nucleotides. RefSeq lists its product as uncharacterized. Gene Ontology annotation, cellular component: neuron projection membrane. Lineage: Eukaryota; Metazoa; Arthropoda; Insecta; Coleoptera; Buprestidae. The transcript is spliced from 5 exons. The record is from RefSeq and is a predicted model, not a curated record. The coding region runs from base 1 to 675 and encodes 224 amino acids. Gene Ontology annotation, biological process: synapse organization.
AUGAGGAAGUAUAUACCAUAUGUAACAUGGUACAAGACUUCCGAUGGUCUUCAACUCACUUAUAGAAACGUCAAUCUUAUCAAUGACAGACGUUUUUCAGUUCAGGGUCCAGAAAUAAUAACGGGCAACGACAAGUUUCGCUAUGUGCGGUGGGACUUAUUAAUAGCCCUCGUGAAUCCUUCAGACGAAGGGAGUUACGAAUGUUGGGCUGCAAUAUCUUCGGAAAGAGUGGAAAAGUGGACUGUACAUCUACGAGUUAUUGAGGCCAAAGCCGAAAUACUUGGAGACCCCCAAAAGGUAUUUAAAGUUGGAUCAACUUUACGGUUAAGUUGUUACGUAGAAGACGAAUACGAGGAUCCAGAAUACAUUUUUUGGUACCACAGAGACAGAAUGAUCAAUUUCGACAUGACAAACGGCAUUAACAUAAGAAUUGGACGGCUGGGUAGUGAACUAGUUGCUCCACGAGCUGAGUUUUAUCAUUCCGGGAAUUAUUCUUGUGUACCUUCCAAUGCCCGACCGGCUAAUGUUACUGUAUACGUUUAUAAAGAUAAUUUGAUUCCUACACCUCCAGCUACUGACAAUGGAAACCGAAACUUCAGAAGUUUCUCUUCUGUUGCACUAUCCAUCCUUACCAUCAUUGUCUCACAAAUGGAUAUAACAGACUCUUCGAGUUAGUUAAGAUCAAUAUGAGUCAAAUAUAAUAUUUAAUACUACAUGAAACACUUUAAGAAAGAAGAGUUUCUUAAAGUGUUAAUAUACAAUAUGUUACCAUCAGUAGCUUCUAAAGAAGCAAACAAUUGUUUUGUUGACAGUCCUCAGUCUGUGGAAAUGCUGGAGUGAAGUUUAUUAUUCAUGUAGAUAAAUUUCCAAAAUUAUUAUUAUUAUUGUAUCAUUUACCUACUAGGCAAGUACGAUUAUUCAGAGUAAAAAGUAAUUGGUCCGCAAAUGUCUCACCACACGUGGCCCGACGAACUGUACUAUUAGGAAGAAGUUCGCAAA